Molecule: messenger RNA, 1221 nt
Organism: Insectozyma verbasci
Lineage: Eukaryota; Fungi; Ascomycota; Pichiomycetes; Serinales; Debaryomycetaceae
Source: the annotation of a GenBank genome assembly
AUGGAAUAUUAUUCUUCAUUAAGUGCAUCACAAUUAGAUUCAGAAAGACCCACAUUAUUUGAAUUAAUAUCAUCUAAUCAAUUAGAAAGGUUACUUUCACCUUCAUUAAGAUAUAUCCUUGUUCUUUAUGUUAAUAAAUAUCCAAAAUAUUUAAUUAAAAUUAAUAAUAAUUUCGAUGAGUUAAAUUUAGUGUUUCGUACAUUUAUCGAAUGGUAUUUUUUUAAGUAUUGGCUGGGUUCAUUCACUGAAAAUUUCUAUGGGAUAAAACGAGUAAGUCAGAAUAAGAUAGAUAAAUAUAAUUCUGGGAAAUUGACAAGUUUAGUACCUUCAAUGAUUGAAGAACGGAGAAAAUUAAGUAAGUUGCAGAUUGUAGUUUCCAUUUUUGAAAUCACCGGCGUGGCUUAUAUUAAUGAGAAGUUAAAUUAUUGGUAUGAGAUAUGGUAUACUAAAUACAUCACAAAUCAAUUAAACAAAAAUCCAAAUUUCACGACUAAGCAAAAUAUAGAAAUUGAGAUAAAGAGAAAGUUUGUGGAAUUAUAUCCGUAUAUUCAUAGUAGUUUUAAGUUGGCAAAUUUUAUAGCUACAAUAAUGUACUUAAGUGGUACCACUAAAUCACCAAGCAUUUUAACUUAUUUAUUCAAGACUAAUUAUUCAAGAUUAAAUCAAUAUGAUUAUGAUAAAAAUGAACCAAAGAUAACAGCCACUAGCAAAAUCAACAAAACGGCACCACCAACAAACAAUGAACUCCUUUUCAAAUUACUCACUAAAAUUACAUCACCAACUUGGAAAAUUAUCAAAUUCAUACUUGGAACUUUCUUCCCCGUUGCUAUAUUCUCAUUGAAAUUCGUAGAGUGGUGGAACAGCUCAAAUUUUUCAUCCAAAUUAUCGAAAAACACUGGAAAUGUGCUUGAUUUCACAUUACCUCCUCCAUCAACAUUAACUUCAGCAUUAAGAAAAACUAAAUCGAAAAGAAAGUCAGGUAAAGAAUGUGUUUUAUGUCAUAAAGAAAUAUCUAAUCCCGCUAUUAUUGAAACUGGUUAUGUGUUUGAUUAUGCUUGUAUUUAUAACUAUUUAGAAAAUUCACAUAUUAGAGAAAAUGAAAAAAUUGAUAUUGAAAAGGGUGGUAGAUGUCCAAUUACUGGUAGAAAGUUAUUAGGUUGUAAAUGGAAUGAAUUGAAACAAGGAUGGGAAAUUGAAGGUAUUAGAAGAUUGAUAUUCUAG